UCACCCCAAACAGAUUUUGAAGGUUUCCCCAUGGUGUCUUCUCUCAUUGAUUACGACACUAAAUGGUGGAAAGUUGAGGUGUCUCAUAUGGAUUGGCAACAAAAAAGGCACAUUUACAGUCAAAAGUGCUUACCAUAUUGCCUCAAGUAUGGUGGACCUAGACGAGGAUGGAGAAUGCUCAUCUGGUAAUGAAAGGACCUCUCUAUGGAAGAGAAUCUGGCACCAGAAAAUUCCACCAAAACUAAAAAUAUUUGCUUGGAGGACAUGUGUCAAUGGCCUUCCUACUAUGUUUAAUUUGAAUCAUAGAGGUAUCCAAUGUUCAAGUUUCUGCCCUCUUUGUGACAAGGCUAUUGAAACCACAGCCCAUGCACUUUUCCACUAUGAUCAUGCUAAGCUGACUUGGGCUCAUUGGCAUAAUUGUCCUAUUGAUUUAUCCCACUGUACCAGAGAACCAGUGGACUUUGCAUUGGCCAUUGCUGAAAAAGACUCCUCCUUUGCCUUGGAACUCUUCUUUGCUGUUGCUUGGUCCAUUUGGUGGAAUCGUAAUCAAGCUCUUCAUGAUGAUUCUGGUGCCCCUCCAAGACAGAUUUGGGAUAUGGCUAAUCGAAUCCUUGGUGAGUAUAAGGAAGCAUGUUCUUUCUCUAAUCUACCACAGGUCCCUUCUUUGACCAAAUGGAGUGCCCCCCCUGCUGGUUUCUUCAAAAUAAAUGUUGAUGGCGCCGCCUCGGAUGAUGGUAAGCCAUCUAGCAUUGGCGUGAUAAUCCGAGACUGCCAAGGCUCCCCCACUGCAGCCUCCAGCAAGGUCCUUUCAUCGCCUUUUUCAGUUGAGAUUACAGAAGCUUUGGCUUUACAAGAGGGUGUGCUGCUAGCAUCAGAGAUGGGGCUCUCCAAAGUUAUUUUUGAAGGUGAUGCCCUCCCCAUUAUACAAGCUGUCAAUGAAGGUAACGUAGGUAGUGACUUUGGGCACAUUAUUCAGAACAUAAGGGACCUUUCUUUGUCUUUUUCUUGGUGUUUAUUCCAGCAUCUGAAUCGGAAUGGCAACAGAGUUGCCCAUGAUCUUGCAAAAGAAGCUAGGCGGUCUGGUGUAUCUCAAGUUUGGAAAGGUGUUGUUCCAAGUGUUGUUGAAAUUCUCAUUUGUAAUGAUCGUGGCUUGUAA
Molecule: messenger RNA, 1156 nt
Organism: Quercus lobata
Lineage: Eukaryota; Viridiplantae; Streptophyta; Magnoliopsida; Fagales; Fagaceae
Exons: 2
Coding region: 149-1156 (335 amino acids)
Molecular function (GO): RNA-DNA hybrid ribonuclease activity; nucleic acid binding
Source: RefSeq, a predicted model, not a curated record